AUUACUUUAGAUUAAUUCUUACCUCCUUCGUUGGGGGCCAUUGUCAAACACCCACACCACCCUUCCUUACCGGUCAUUAUCUAAAGCUACAAAUUAAUUAUCGUAUAUCAUUUACAGAACCGCACAGGUGGCAAAUGCACGAUCUUUUUAAGGAGGAAUAAACGAUAAGACAGCCUUGAGAUGGAGACAGAGAAGCCAUUCCGGGUGAUCGUGGUGGGCUGCGGUCUGAUUGGCCUCACCGCAGCGCACAUCCUCUCAAAAACCGGUAUCGACUUUACAAUACUAGAGAAACAUGAGACCGUGUUGGCUUUGCAAGGGACUACGUUGGCGUUAUGGCCUCAGACACUGCGCAUAUUUGAUCAAUUGGGUCUCCUCAAGGCCCUAGAGCCGAGCCUGGAUUACAUUGAACAGGGGUUUACACUUUCAGCGAAAGAUGCCCGUAUCAGAAUGAAGGACGAGACGGUCCUAUUGAUAGAGAAGAAUCACGGCCACGGGAUCAAAAUCAUGCACCGCCCUGAUUUGGUUAGGCUUCUCUAUGAGAGCUUACCGGAGAGUGUAAAGUCUCUCAUAUUACUCAAGAAACAUGUCGUCAAUAUUUCACCCUCAGAAGAUGGCGUGAAGGUUGUCUGUGCCGACGGAAGCACACAUGAAGGCUCUAUCGUUAUAGGGGCCGACGGAGUACGUAGUAGUGUCCGGUUACUCAUGAGAGCCCUGAAGAGGGGCAAAAAACCGGAAGACCUCCCGCAGGCUCAGAAACAGCCCUACGUCGCAACGUACCGACUAUAUUUUGGGGAGAUCCCUAUCCUCCCCGGUCUAGCUACCAAUACCAGAUAUGACGGAUCCCAAGACGGGCUAUCAACUCAAAUUGUCAACGGUACUGAUAGGGGUUGGUAUGGGGUUUAUGAGAAGAUCGAUUCGCAUACUUCAAAAGCUACCAGGUAUACAGAGACCGAUAAAGUUGACAUCUUAAAUAGAUGCGGUAAUCUGUAUUUGGCACCGGGGUGGAAGCUUCAGGACGUAAACGCUCGUCGGCUUGGUGACACUGGGCUCAUCAACAUCGAAGAAGGGUUAAUAGAUGGAUGGUCUUUCGAGCGUAUCGUACUAGUUGGCGACGCUGUUCGAAAAUAUGAGCCUCACGCCGGUUUAGGUUACAAUAGUGGCGUGACAGACCUCGUCGUGUUGAUAAAUGAUCUACGACAGUUAUUGCGGGAUGACAAAUUCCCAGGCACGAGGACUCUGCAGGAUUUAUUCGAAAUUUACGAAAAGAAGCGUUUAAAGGACACAAGGAAGAUGGCUGAGUUCUCGAUGAAAACUGCUAGACUAAUCGCAUGGUCGUCUUGGAAAGAUAGGGUUAUGGCAAAAUACAUCCUGCCCAAUCUUCCGCUGAAUAAAGCGUUUUUCAACAAUACAUUCGGGCCGUUGAUUAGCGAAACUCCCGUGCUGGACUGGCUCGAAGAAAGUGUACUGCCAAAGUCGCACAUUGCCUGGAAGCAUCAUCCGGGAGUGCAAAAUGACGGUGUCAAAGGCGGAACGAAAUCUCAUAAUGUACUAUGAAUAUUUUGAAGCAGAGAAAAUACUGGCUUCAUAGUGACACACGAAGUUGAAUUUCAUGUAUAUGUGCUGGAAUAUUAGGUGGCUGGGAGUCUACGCCCUGUAUUCAAGGGCUAUAUAUGUACCUACAUAGAACUAGCAACUUAACCAACUAAUCAACCA
Annulohypoxylon maeteangense is the source of this 1713-nucleotide messenger RNA. Its product is annotated as putative monooxygenase. NCBI's taxonomy places the organism in Eukaryota, Fungi, Ascomycota, Sordariomycetes, Xylariales, Hypoxylaceae. Gene Ontology annotation, molecular function: FAD binding. The coding region runs from base 181 to 1554 and encodes 457 amino acids. The transcript has 2 exons. The record is from RefSeq and is a predicted model, not a curated record.